Liolophura sinensis is the source of this 988-nucleotide messenger RNA. RefSeq names its product nuclear apoptosis-inducing factor 1-like. Bases 626 to 982 code for a protein of 118 amino acids. The transcript is spliced from 2 exons. Lineage: Eukaryota; Metazoa; Mollusca; Polyplacophora; Chitonida; Chitonidae. Gene Ontology annotation, cellular component: nucleus. The record is from RefSeq and is a predicted model, not a curated record.
UUGGGAUAUUCAUUUCAAAUCAUUACUUUUGUAAUUACUUUUGCCCAGCUGGUUUUGAUGAAGUUUAAUGUGAUAGCGUUGGAAAUUCAGUGAGUUUUUGUAGUGCAGCCGAUAGAUAACAUACUCGGGUGUGACGUCAGGCGGGAAGAAAAUGGCGGUCCGAAGUUGACAACACGAAUUGAUGACCAAGAGGUUAGAAAUACUCAGAUAUGGAGGAGUAUAAGGUAUUAUUUACAACUGGAUUAGGUAAAACAGAUCGUUGAGGUAAGUUACUGCUUGUAUCCGUGUAUUUUAUGAACUGACACAUGUUUAUUUCCUCAGGGUACACCGGUUACGCAAGACUUCAGUUGGAAAACGAAAAGGUUUUCAAGGAGUCGUGCAAUGACAUAUCAGAUUUUAUCUUUAUGAUUGCACUCUGCUUGUUAACCAUGCAAAUAUUCUACUCUACAAAUACCAGUGUACCGCAUAGUGUUUAGUUGAUGUGGUUUCAUUUUUUUUGGGGGGGGGGGGCACAAGAAAUUGCUUUACAUUGCCUUGUGACAUGAUAAUAAAUCAGCUGAUUAACUGGUUGCUAUGAAUUAUGGGAAAUUGACAUUGACAGCUGUCGUUUGUUACUUCAGUCAUCAUGGCAUUGAAUGUUGUAAAGGAGGCAAAGAAGCCUAAUUGGGAGUCCAGGGCGACCAAGGCCUUGGUCAUGGCCCUUGAGGAUCAUGACCACCUUAUUAAGGCAAAGUUUGGUAAACAUGUGACCAAAUCUGAGAAGAACAGGGCUUGGAAUGAGAUAUACCAAAGAGUGAACAGUGUGGCGAAAGUUGAGAGGACAGUGGAGGAAAUUGAGAAAAAGUGGAGUGACCUGUCAAGUCAGGUUAAGCACAAAGAGGCUAGGAGGAGGGCGGAUGCCAGAAAGACUGGAGGAGGGGCUCCCAUGGAGGAGUCAUCUGAUACGGAAUUAAAGGUGUCACACAAACUCCGAGAUUCGUAAUAAAUA